AUGGGCUCUACAUUUUAAACUACUUUUCUUGAUCUCUGCUAGCUAGAGGGGCUAUCUAAAUCUACCCCAUGAACAAAAAGGCUGGCAUGGAGAGAAGCACUAAUUGGAGAGGCAAUGAUGGAAGGAACAACAUGAAAGACAUCAACAAGCUUAGAGAUUCAUGGGGCCAUCAUCAUCAUCAUCAUCAUCAAUAUGGCACCAGCCAUGAAUCUCUCCCCCCUCACAAUAAAGAAAAUGGGGAUUUACUUGCAGCAGGGUUUUCAUGGCCUCCAAGAUCCUACACUUGCAGUUUCUGUAGGAGAGAGUUCAGAUCUGCCCAAGCUCUUGGUGGCCACAUGAAUGUUCACAGGAGAGAUAGGGCAAGGCUGAGACAAUCCCCACCAAGAGAGGGUCAGUUCUCUUCUCUUCUCAAUCUCAACCUUGCAGACCCUUCUGCAAUAAACCCUAACCCUAACCCUAGCUGCUAUACUAGUACUAUUUCUUCACCCCCUUCUUCUCCUCCUAGAAAGCCACUCCCAGGUUUUGUGCCCACACUGCCCUUUGCUUCCUCUUCUGCUGAAAUGGGGAAAUGGACCAAAAUAGAGGGCAUCCCUGUCAUGAAGAAUAUGGUGGUUAAAGGCUUCAAGAAUGGGUUUGAGGUUCAUCAAAACCCUGCAGCUUCUUUCAGUGAUGAGGCUAAACUUGAGCUCAAAAUUGGGUUCAAGGAAGAUUUGGAUUUGGAGCUAAGACUUGGAUACACUUGAAUGAUCAUUAUCUCAUCUGAUGAGACCUUUUUUUCACUAAGGGAUGAAGUUCUGCGGAAUGGAGAUGAAAAGAAGACUCAUUUCUAGCUAGUUAUAAUUUGGUUCAAUUCCCACUAGUACAUUUAUAUUCUCUCCUUCUGAAUCUCCCAUGUUAAUGUAACAUAUAGUACUCUCAUCAUAG
Messenger RNA from Ipomoea triloba (trilobed morning glory), 924 nucleotides. Its product is annotated as transcriptional regulator SUPERMAN-like. Lineage: Eukaryota; Viridiplantae; Streptophyta; Magnoliopsida; Solanales; Convolvulaceae. Bases 69 to 743 code for a protein of 224 amino acids. The transcript is spliced from 2 exons. The record is from RefSeq and is a predicted model, not a curated record.